AUGAAAGGGGUGAGAAUGAAGAUGGAACAGAAAUACAAUAAAUUAGUAGGAUCAAGCAUUGCAGGGAUGGUGUAUAUGUGCAAGCAUCUAGUCUUGGAACCUUGGAAGCAGAUUAUUAAACAUUUGAAGGCGCUUGCUUUGGAUGUUCCUGUCAGUGGUUGCAACUUAGGCCCAGUCCACAAGCAGGAUGUCAUGAAAGCAACUGCCAUACUGAAGAGGAAAGAAGAGUAUGUAGCCAUCUUGGCCUUUGAUGUCAAAGUAAUGCCUGAGGCUUUUGAACUUGCAGCUGAAUCGGGGGUGAAGAUUUUUAUGGCUGAUACAGUAUACAAGCUUGUUGAUAGUUUUACUGAUCACAUUAAUAAAUUGAAAGAAGAGAUGAAGAAGCAAUGUGCAGCUGACGCAGUGUUCCCAUGCACCCUUAGGAUUCUUCCAAACCGUGUCUACCAUAGCAAGGAUCCAGUUGUUUGUGAUGUUGAAGUUCUGGAAGGCAUUGUCAAGGUGGGAACCCCAAUUUGUGUUUGUGUUCAAAGUAAGGAUAGCAGUGCUGAUGUGAUUCAUGCCCUUGGGAGGAUCUCAUCAAUGAAAACAUCCAAUGGCAUGCAGAUCAAUUCUGCCAGUAAUGGAGUUGUGUCAUUAAAGAUAAGUGGAGAGAAUCCUCACGAGAGGUCCCGGGUGUAUGGACGCCAUUUUAACUCUGACAAUGAGCUGCUCAGCCAAAUCUCUAGGAAAUCCAUUGAUGUGCUGAAGGAGUACUAUCGGGAUGAGAUGAGUGAUGAAAACUGGCAACUGAUCCGCAGGCUAAAGAAACAAUUGGGGAUCCCCUGA
This is a messenger RNA of Miscanthus lutarioriparius, 825 nucleotides long. NCBI's taxonomy places the organism in Eukaryota, Viridiplantae, Streptophyta, Magnoliopsida, Poales, Poaceae. The record is from the annotation of a GenBank genome assembly.